CAGCUGGAGGCUAUGUGGAUAUAGUAGUUAGGUUUUCAUUUUAAAGAAAACUCUCUGAAUACUUAAGCUAACAGGGGGAGAAUAUAGAUAAGUGUUUUUCUUGUCUUUUCCCUCUUUCUUUUCCCGGUUUCGUUAGCGGUCUCCUUCGAGUGGUUUACAUGCGGACUGUCAUUCAGAAAUACUACAGCCUGCUUUUCGAGCGCUCACGUGUUUGACCUUACCUUUAUAUAUUUUUCUUCUGUUUAAAAUUUUUUUUAAUUUACUCCAAUAUUUUUUUUGUUAUAGCCUACUUUGUGGCUUCAUUUAGGCUGCGACCAGCUGGCGUUUCGGUGACAGUCGCGUCUGUUCAGAGUUGUGAUUUAUUCUUAGUUUGAUUCGCGGAUCAAGUUAUUGAAAUCAUAAAGUCAUUGGAAGAAAGGUGAGGAGCUUUUUGAGGGAUAACGGAAUGGUAUACGUGCAGGUCACCAGCGGGUAAUACACCGUGGAUACUUCAUCACUGCUGGGAAUUUGACAGUUGAAGAGGUUGGGCAUUCAUAUUCAUCACUAAACCAAAAUGGAGCUUUUCUGGCUCUGUCUGCUGGUGCUGGAGACAUUCCUGAUGUCCAGUGCUGCCAGAGGUCCACCCAGGGUGUCAGAACGGGUGGCUCAUCGGCAGAGUGUCCGCCUGGGUCGUACCAUGAAGCUGACCUGCCCCGUAGAGGGUGACCCCCCACCACUCAUCAUGUGGACCAAAGACGGCCGCAACAUCCACAGUGGCUGGACACGGUUCAGGGUGUUACAGCACGCUCUGCGUAUCAAAGAAGUAGAGACUGAUGACGCAGGGACUUACAUCUGCAAAGCAACUAACGGGUUUGGCAGCGUGAACAUCAACUACACGCUCAUCAUUAUAAAUGACUCCAGUUCAAGAGGUGGAGCAGCAGCAUCAAAUGGUGACCAUGAACAUGUCCCAGAGCUGGCAGGGAAACUAGUACGUCCACGUUUCACCCAACCUGCAAAGAUGAGGAAACGCGUCAUUGCUCGUCCUGUGGGCAGCUCCGUGCGCCUGAAAUGCACGGCAAGUGGUAACCCUCGCCCCGACAUCAUCUGGCUAAAGGACAGUCGCCCGCUGGUGGACGAGGAUGGUGGAGCAGGAGAAGGUGGGGAGAGAGCUGCAGGAGGAGGAACAGGAAGUGGGGAAGGGAAGAAGAAAAAGUGGACUCUGAGUCUGAAGAACCUGACGCCGGAGCAUAGUGGGAAAUACACCUGUCACGUCUCAAAUAGAGCGGGAGAGAUCAACGCUACCUACAAAGUGGAAGUUAUACAACGCACCAACUCUAAACCAAUCCUGACUGGUACUCACCCGGUCAACACCACGGUGGACUAUGGAGGAACCACAUCUUUCCAGUGCAAAGUCCGAAGUGAUGUUAAACCAGUCAUCCAGUGGCUUAAAAGAGUUGAGCCUGGUGAUGAGAACAAGUUCAACUCCACCAUCGAGGUAGGUGACCAUCGGUUUGUGGUUCUGCCUACGGGGGAGGUUUGGUCACGUCCUGACGGAUCCUACCUCAACAAGCUGCUGAUAACCAGAGCCAAGGAAGAGGACGCUGGCAUGUACAUCUGCCUGGGAGCCAAUACUAUGGGCUACAGCUUCAGGAGUGCAUACCUCACUGUGCUACCAGAUCUGAAGCCCCAAAAUAACCCUGUACCCACAGCCAUAUCCCCCAGCCUCCCCUGGCCCGUCAUCAUUGGAAUACCAGCAGGCGUCGCUUUCAUUUUAGGCACCGCCCUCCUCUGGUUCUGCCAAUCUAAACGCACCUGCUCCUCUUCUUCAUCCUCCUCUGCCCUUCCUUCCCAGCGUCUCCCCGUAGCCAAUCGUGACCGAGCCUGCCCAACGCUGCCUCCUCAACCUGCCAAUGGGGAUAAAGAUUGUCUUUCUUACGAGGACUACAUCGCCCAUCAGCAGCUGCUCCUGACUCAGGGAGGUGCUGGAUUGGCUCCCAAGGUCUACCCGAAGAUCUACACGGAUAUACACACGCACACGCAUUCACACGUGGACGGGAAGGUGCACCAGCACCAGCACAUCCACUAUCAGUGUUAGCAGUGAGCCUAGCAGCAAAGCUUUGGUGUUUCACAUUCAACUCUUACAGUCACAUCAGCCCACACUGACUAUAGAGCAUAGAACAAGGAAAGCCACAUGCAAGAGACCAUGCGGAUUUGUAUAAAGGAACAUGGGAUCACGUAGCUCUUCCUGAUUCUGCUGCAGCCACAUUAUUGUGAACACAUCGACUUAUUCAAGAAAAAAACAAUGAAGAAUGUAAAGAAAGAGAAGAAAAAAGUGCAUCACAAAGAACCUUAUUUUUAGCCAUCAGCCAUUUAGCCAUCUGGGAGUUAAUCCACAAAAGGAAAACAUGUUUUAUUCUAUUUUCUAUGUCGAAUCUCUUCUAUAGAUCAAUAAGCCUCUCCAUAUUUAGCUUGAGGCCCUCUUUGAAGCAACAAUGAACUAUGCAGCUUCAAGGUAACUCAACCGCUUUGGUCAUGUCCAUUUAUGUCUGUUCUUUAAGACACAACCACAAACUCCUCAGUAACAGCAAGAAUACAGCUCGCUUACACUACAAGGCUCCAAAUAUAGCUACUCCUGUAUAUAGUGGAAUAUUAUAUAGCAUUUAGCAUACUACUUCAUCCUCUAAAAAGAACAAUAUGACGUGUGUAAUGUAAUAGCUUAAUUUCAGAGUAUAUCUCAGGCGUCAGCCCAACUGAGCCAUAAGAACCACAAAUCAAGACGGACUUCACUGUAUCCACACCCUCGGCAAAGAUGAGGGCUGCUGUUUUCUGCUUUUGCCCAGCCGACAGCCGCUCUGAUAAAUGUCCAGCUGCUAUCUGGGUACUGUGUGAAAAAGAGCUGAUGACAAACUGAGUUACUGAGUUCAGACAGCAUGGACAGAAAGCUAUGAAUUCUAGCUGCAGCUACAGAGUGAUUUCUUCUCGGUUGCAGAAGUAAUCAUUAUAUCUGUCCCACCUUACGGUUUCUAACCCUUUACUUUCUGGAGAGUGUGGCAUUUCCUGUUUGACAUCACCUCCUUUUCAGCUUUGUUUGAUGCUCACUGACUUUAGAGGAGAGAGAGACGGAGAAGGAUGAAGGUUCAGUUCUCCUCAUGUCAGACAUGUUCAACCUCUUUAGCUAACAGCGCAAAGGGAAGCUCAACAAUGCUGUGGUGCGAAAGUGUGUCUUCUAAGAAUUGUUUCCUGAUUUCGUGAUUGCUCAUUUGAAAUGUGACUGAUUCCUGUUAAUUUUUUAUGAGACUCAGAGAGCUAAAAAGACAUAAAAUCUUAAGCUGGGUAACUUAAGGAUGAGACUUAAAGCCCUUAACUCUCCUCUUUUAGCGUGUCACAAGAUGACCUUGGGUAUAAUCGAGGUUUGUUACAAGGCAGAGGGACUCUUUUGUUGUCUCCUGUUUUCAUUUAUCGAAGAAAAAAUAUGGAUAAAGGGGCUGCCUUUCCAGCUGCAGAAACAUCUGUCACCCUGAUACAGAAAGUUGAAAAUGUUGCAAUCACUUGAAAGGUAAAAUGAUGGUAUACAGCCUGUAACUGAAUCGAAUAUUAAUAUUUUUAUCACAAAUACUUGAGCCAAUUUUUAGAGCCAUAUAUUGUGCAGAAAGUCUUUCAUGUGGAUGAAUAACAACUAUAAUAAUACCCACUGAUUAGCUACAAGUUAAUAAACUUCUCUUAUUGCUGGCAAUCAGUUAUCACUGUUUUCAGUAAAUUCAAGGAUAUAUAUCACUAAUUUUAUUGACCUUGAUAACAUUGAUAUUGUGGCUAAUUGGAUCGACAAAUGUGUGUUUUAGCCCUUAUCAUGCCAUUUGAUUACAACUUAGUCUCAUGGUAAUGUUAUUUGAAACCUCGAUAUAACUCCACAGAUGAGAGAUCUGAGACAGAGACUGUGCGGGUGUGAUUUAAUGUUUCCUUCUCUCCCCCGUCAGUUUUGUUGCACAUUCAGGGUGGAACAACUAAAACUUUAAUUCUCAUUAAUACACAAUGAGUUUGGUAAACUUAAUAUUCCCAAUGUAGCUCCUCCUGGCUUCAUCCUGACCAGAGUAGUUAAUCAGCCAAACUGAAAACACCUGCGUGGGAGUCUGUAAUGUGUAAAUGAGAUCAUCAGCAGCUGUUGUGAGUAAAGCAAUUAGUACACAAUAUAAAUUAGUACAAAAUUCGCUGGAGGCUACACUGACUCAAGAUGGAAAGGCUGGAUAUCAAGUUGUGGUCAGAUUUGUGAGGUGAUGGUGUUGUUUCAUCAUGAGAAAAAAUCCCAACAGUAUGAAAGCAAAUGUUUCAAGCCCAUAAAAUUGUUUUUCACUAGCACUAACAUCUCUAAAUCUGAAGUUUACUUUUGAAAACUGCAAGUACUAAAGAAUCAAAAUCACAAAAUGAUCUGUAAAGUUAAGUAUUACUUUUCCACAGUACUGUAGCUUGCUGAAUUUUCUUCUUGGAAGUGUUUUAGAGACAUACUGAUUUCCAUUUUUCUUUGUGUAUUGUUGCAUCAUUCCACUCAGUGCUCCUCUGAUAAACUCAUUUACAUUGACCCGUACAUCAUUGGAAACCACCCCCCCCCCCCAACACUCCUUUUCAUUACACAAUGAAAUUACUCUUGAUUACUCUGUAAAAACAGACACGAAUCUGACCACUAUGUAAAAACUGUGCAAGAAAAGUGACAAGAAAAGUUUCAAGGUUUCAGCUGUUUAACAUUACAGCACUCUUGGAAAGACAUGUUCAGCAUUAUAACAUUGAAACAGUGGAGUGACUCUGUCCAGAGAUGUUUAAAUACAUAAAAAGAGAAAAAAUGUG
Molecule: messenger RNA, 4815 nt
Organism: Scomber scombrus (Atlantic mackerel)
Lineage: Eukaryota; Metazoa; Chordata; Actinopteri; Scombriformes; Scombridae
Gene: fgfrl1a
Product: fibroblast growth factor receptor like 1a
Exons: 8
Coding region: 554-2074 (506 amino acids)
Cellular component (GO): plasma membrane
Molecular function (GO): fibroblast growth factor receptor activity; fibroblast growth factor binding
Source: RefSeq, a predicted model, not a curated record